UGGUCACAUGACGGCGUCCGGGGAGGAUCAGGUGAACGGGAGGUGUCGUGGCGUCGAGUUACGCAGCAGCUGCAUUAUUGACGAUCCGCCGCCGCCGCCGCCGCCGCGGGCAGCAGGACGGCUCCGUCCGACAUGUUCGCCGCGGCCACCAAGAACUUUGUGAAGCAGGUGGGCGACCCGGGCCGCCUGGUGGCCGUGCCCAGCCUGAGCGAGGCGGACCGCUACCAGCCGCUCAGCCUGGUCAGCCUCCGCCGCCGCAGCCGCCGCUUCUGGAGGAAGAGCCGCUACGCCUCCACCGCCUUCUCCCUCAAGGACAUCCUGCUGGGCGACAAGGAGAUCGCCGCAGGCGUGUCGUCCUACCAGCUGCUGAACUACGAGGACCAGUCGGACGUGGCGCUGGGCGGCCGCUCGGCCCGGCCGCUCAUCAGCGACGUGGGCGUCAACGUGAGCGGCUCGCAGCAGGUCGCCGUCAAGGCCUCCUUCGGCAUCGUCACCAAGCACGAGCUGGAGCUGCCCGCCCUGCUGCGCGAGCUGGGCGCCAGGAAGGUGGCGCUGGACCACUGCCUGGUGCGCCAGUCCCGGGACGGCGGCCGCAGCGUCCUGUGUGUGGUGGUGGAGAGCAUCCGCACCACCCGCCAGUGCUCGCUGACGGUGCACGCCGGCAUGAGGGGCACCACCAUGAGGUUCCAGAUGGACGACGGCAGGAGCGGCGGAGGACGAGACAAAGCCGUGGUCAUCCCGGCUCACACCACCAUCGCCUUCAGCGUGUGUCCGCUGUACGUGAGGCUGGACGGAACCCUGGAUAUCUGCGUGGCUCCGGGCUCUCAGGGCGGCUUCGAGCGGGAGCAGAUCCGGGAGCAGCUGGGCGGCUUCCUGGGCCGCUUCUCUCUGGGACGCCUGCGCCGCUUCCUGUCCGGCAUCCUCUACGGGAACCCCUUCAGAGCAGGUCGGUGGGCGGGGCCUCCCGCGGGGGGCGGGGCCACAGUCUCUGACGGGCGUCUCCCCCCCCCCCCGGCAGAGCGCACCCUGGAGGAGCUGGCGCACUCCGACAGCUACGUGGACGACCUGGUGACGGACUACCUGGAGAAGGCGGCCAGCCUGACCGACGUGUCCACGGCGUACCUGAGGGACGGCGCGCACACGCGCGUCAACCUCCUGAAGCACAACGUGCGCAAGGGCCCGUGCGCGCUGUGCGGGAUGGGCAGCCAGCGGCGGGAGACGGUGUACGGCUGCCUGGAGUGUUCGGGCGGCGGCCACAAGUUCGUGCGGCUGCACGCCGUGCCCUGCUUCGACCUGUGGCACAAGACGCUGCGCUGAGCCCUGCCUGGCCCCGCCCACCAAGCCCAGCCCCGCCCACCAAGCCCAGCCCCGCCCACCUUCACACCGCUCUCCGAGGAUCUUCAAAAUUAAAGACAGCGAUGUUGAAGCGCACUGUCCACGAGGCUUUUACUUUGAAAGAGGAAGUGAGGGGGAAAAAUAAACAAGAAGCAACUGAUCCACUGCAGCAGAUGUUUGAUGAGAGAAAGAAAACCUGGAGACACGGAGAGGUCCAGGAGAAGAGACGAAGACGAAGACAAGUCGAACGAAAACCCAUUAAAUCAAAGUGCAACUGAAUUAAAAACCAAAAUGUGAUUAAAAGAUUAUCAAAUAAACUAAUUAAGAAAAUAGUUAUUGACAAAAGUCAUAUCUAAUCAGAGUAAAAUAUUUGUUGACUAAAUAAAAUUUCCUUCUGCAUAUUAAUAUUUAUUAAUUUAAUAUUUAAUCCUUACUUGUCCAAUUUUUAUAGUUAUUUGAUCCUAUAAAUAUCUUUUUUGUAUUCUGUGUGGUGAAACUACAGGUUUUCAUUCUGGGAUUAACAAAGUCAGGCUGCUUUUCACGAGGAAGUGUUUCGCUGCUCACUUCACAACGAGGUUAUGGUUCAAAUACUGUGUGAAGUUUGCAUGUUCUCCCCAUGUGGGAGAGUUUCCUCCCAUAUAAACAUGCAUAUGAGGUGAAUUAAUUCUCAGUGGCCUGUCCAGGAUGGAUCCUGCUCCAGACAUUAGACAUC
Molecule: messenger RNA, 2047 nt
Organism: Salarias fasciatus (jewelled blenny)
Lineage: Eukaryota; Metazoa; Chordata; Actinopteri; Blenniiformes; Blenniidae
Gene: pjvk
Product: pejvakin
Exons: 5
Coding region: 133-1317 (394 amino acids)
Biological process (GO): programmed cell death
Cellular component (GO): cytoplasm
Source: RefSeq, a predicted model, not a curated record